CCGGAUGGUGUCAGACCGCAGAAUCACCCAGCUCCUAUAAAAAGUUCACAUCGCGCUGGUCGACGCCGCCCUACUUAUGCUGAGCCGCGUCUGAAGCUUGCCUUUGUCUGAACCUCUGGAUUCGAGUCUCGGCACGCGUCGCAGGAUACACGAUCGCGAUCGUUAAUUAGCUUCGACCUGUCGGAGUGAACGCUGUGCUCACGCUAGUCUCGGGACACCUUUGUAUCGAGCGCGCAUAUGUUCAAGUCGGUGGUGUUCGCGCUGUCAGUGUUAGCGCUGGGGUGGGCUAGUCCAUUCGUGUCUGCGCAGUCGACGACCUCGACUAACACGGACACGUCCAUCUCAAUACCGACGGCCACGUCGUCCGGCUCGUUCACUACCACCUCGGUGUCGUACUCUACGACCAUCACCUCCGGCACGCCGGGGACGUCCACCGGCACUUACACCGGCCCGCGCCCCAGCUCCUCCUCCACCGCGUCCGUCUCGCUCUCCACAACCGUCAUCACGACGACCUUCUCCAACCCGCCCGUCACGCUCACCUUCACCGCGACCGAGACGCCCUCGGGCACCUCCGUCAGCUCUGGCACGGCCUCCACCGCGUCCGUCUCCGCCUCUUCCUCUCCGUCCGCGAGUGCGGUCUCAACCCCCUCUAGCGCGACGACGCUGACCGUGCCCGCGUCGCCCUCGCGGACGGUCGCGCCCCAGCCGACGGGGACGGUCACGAGGUCGAUCCCCGCGCCGGCGAGUACGGUGUCGAACACGUCUGGCGCGCUGGCGGCGGGGUGGAGGGGGACGGCGGUGUUGGGCGCAGUUGUGCUCGUUGGGCUGGUUGUCGGGAACGUUUUCUGAUGCCUUGCAUAAUGCGCGUGAUCUGAGACAUCGAUUGGCAGAGCUGUUUACUAUUUAUGUGUGUUCGUAGGGUGUAUUCUGUACCUUCGUAGUGCUGUUUGAUUACCUUCGUUUGUCUCGUGUACUCUUCCAUCGUAGUUGGCUUGUUACAUGUUAUAAUUCAACCCAAGCGUAUCCGUUGCCCUCA
Gloeophyllum trabeum ATCC 11539 is the source of this 1036-nucleotide messenger RNA. RefSeq lists its product as uncharacterized. The transcript has 3 exons. NCBI's taxonomy places the organism in Eukaryota, Fungi, Basidiomycota, Agaricomycetes, Gloeophyllales, Gloeophyllaceae. The record is from RefSeq and is a predicted model, not a curated record. The coding region runs from base 238 to 849 and encodes 203 amino acids.